GAGGGAUCCCCAGAGAACACCACCGUGCCUAGUGGACGGCUAUUAGAGCCAUCGAGGCAUUGUUGGCCCUCCGAGUCGAUUGGUGAAGCUUUUGGCAUCUGCGGCUACUUCCCUCUCCACCUCCCACCCCGGAGAGGGCCAUCGGAGUACUCCCAAGACGAGCUCCUACACCUACGAAGAAAUGCGCUACCCCUCUGAUAGUUAACUUACCCCUCCUGCUUAUCCUGGCUAUUGACCAUUUAACCACAAGGGUUAGGGUUAGAUCGUUUCAAAAAUCCAUCCCGCGAAACGAUUUCAAGUUAGCUCUCUCGGAUCUCGAACGGAGGGGGCGGAAUCUCUAGCGCGGUCCACCGGGGUGGUUGGGCUCCAUUACACUUCUACACGGCUCAUCGGAUACUUUUGGAAGGUGUUUUUCUCAACCAUGGUGAUAGGGGGAUGGAAAUACCAGCUUUCGUAGCCGCUAUUAGUACUGAGCUCUGCGAGGUUUGGGAAUGACUGUCGGGAGCCGUUCAAUAUGUAUGUAUAUUCACUGAUAGUUGCGGAAUAUUUAUAGAGAGGAAUCUCCAUCUACGAAAGGGGCGGGGAGGUGAAGGGCUUGUUGACCGGAAAUCCAAAAUACUUGCUGUUCUUACUAUAUCUUGCGCGGCUCUCAACUCUUUGGGCUGCGCUUGGCCCGUAUCGCGAAAUCCCGUGGAAUCCUUCCCUUUAGACCGAGAACAUGCCAUCGCUCCUUUCCCGGUUAGCGACUUACGAGCUAAAAACCGGAAGUUGAAGCAAUAUUGGACUGGCUAUCUAGGACUCCGAGGGACACACGUUAAGUUAUCACUUGUGUGGCUGUAUAUAAUGAGCUGAAUUCUUAUGCAGCUCCGUUGCGUCACGACAUCAUACAAGUACAACUGACAUUCACUUACGGGCACCCUAGCAUAUGCCACCCACUGUGUUUCCAGCGAAGGAACCAACCACCUGCCCCAGCACCUUUGGGAAACCUUCCCUGAAUAAUUCACUCUACCCUCCAUGCCUGGCCGCCGACCCAGCACGAUCCUAUACCCUCACCCUCCAGGACUCCAUCCAUCAAUUGUUGGCGUGUGCUGAUAAAAGCCAGCUUGGUCUCGAAAAGCCACGAAUAAUUCCGGACUUGCAUGUGUGCUAA
Tuber melanosporum (Perigord truffle) is the source of this 1150-nucleotide messenger RNA. RefSeq lists its product as uncharacterized. The transcript has a single exon. NCBI's taxonomy places the organism in Eukaryota, Fungi, Ascomycota, Pezizomycetes, Pezizales, Tuberaceae. The coding region runs from base 926 to 1150 and encodes 74 amino acids. The record is from RefSeq and is a predicted model, not a curated record.